ACAUUUGAGGUCUUUUGUGAAUUGAUUUCGAAAUAUGUUUGAAUUUGUAUUUGAUUUGAGGUGUAUACGUGAAUGUCUAGCGGUUGUAUCUGGCUAGAAACAAGCUAGGACAAAGGAGAUAAGAAAGCGAUGGAACCAGACGAUACUGCAGACAAGCCUGCCAGUCAGGAUUUGAGGUCAAAGAUUGCAUUUUUCAAUAGUGUGAACAAAUCUGAGCAGUCCUCGCAGACGAGUAGCACAGGACCUGUACGAAGAGGAAAGACUGCACCAAAGGCAGUUACAACUGCGAGCCAAGCAACCGCGCCAGGACCAUCAGGACAAGGAACUGAAAGAUCACCUUCACCAACGAUUAUCCAAACAAGUUCGGGGAGAAUGUCACCAACAACAGAUAGAAGCAGGUACAGCCAGAAAUAUGAUGAUGAACUGCGUCUUAGAAUAGAAGAGGUAUCCAUUAGAAAAAGCAGUGGCUGGAACCCUAACGACCUGGAGGUAUUCCGACGGCCUUUGUGUCUUAUAAGUGCGGAUGCAUCAAAUGUGUUAAAGCUGGAAAUGGGGACCAUUGAGCAGAUAGAAAAAAUCGACUGGCCAUUGGUAAUUGUGUCUGUUGUUGGUCUUUACAGAACUGGAAAAUCUUAUCUCAUGAACCGCUUGGCUGAGUCAACUAAAGGAUUUGCCUUGGGAGAUACUAUCGAAUCAACAACAAAAGGCAUUUGGGUUUGGUGUAAAAUCCAUCCUGAAAUGCAAAACACAGUUUUGCUACUGCUGGAUACCGAAGGACUUGGAGACGUUGACAAGGGCGACCCCAGUCACGACAACAAAAUUUUCACCCUGGCGACACUUCUGUGCAACUGUCUUGUUUAUAAUAUGAAGGGUGCCUUCGAUCAAGAUGCCGUUAACAAGCUAACAUUUGUUACGGAAAUGGCGAAAAAUAUCCGAUAUCGCGGAGAAUCAUCGGAGGAUAACAAAACUCUAAACCUGAUUCUGCCGGACUUUGUUCUUUGUGUGAGAGAUUUUAGUCUGAAAUUAUCAAAGGGUGGUAAAAAGAUUACAGAAGAUGAAUAUCUUGAACAAAGUCUUGCUGAGAAGAAGGGCAAAGAAGAAAAGUUCAAUAAACCAAGGGAAUGUAUCAGAAAAUAUUUUCCACAGCGAAAAUGCUUUACACUUCCAGUGCCGGGGGAUGGGGACGUGCUUGAAAAUCUUGAAACUCUGCAGUUUACCGAUUUAUCUGACAAAUUCAAAGAGGCCACGAUGCGGUUUGUAUCGUACGUAUACAGCAAACAACCUAAAGAACUGCUCACUAGCAAACCAGUCAAUGGACAAAUGUUUGCAGUCUUGGCAACCCGUUAUGUGACAGCAGUUAUACACGGCGCGGUUCCCGAUGUGGAUGAUGCUUUUCUUGCUGUAGCAAAAAUGGAAAAUGCAAGAGUUGGUAGGGAAGCUGUAGAAAUAUUUGAUACACAAAUGAAUAAGAUUGUAUUGCCUGUCACUGCCAUAUUAUUGGAAAAAUGCUACACGAGUGCUCAACAAAAAGCAUUGAAAUACUUGCGGGAAAACGUCGUACACGAUAAGGAUGCACAAUGUGAGAAUCAAGCGCAGACAAAAAUGGAUAACAUCUGGAACACAUUGAAAGACGAAAACGUAGUAAAGGUUCGAGAAAUGUGUGAAGUAAAACUCCAAGAAGCAUAUAACAAAUCUUUGAAGGGAAAGAUCGAAAACGAGGACUAUGAAGUUGCUGGCGGAUACAGGAAGUUUCAACGCGAUAUUGAAAUAAUGAAAGAAGAGUACAACAGUUCCCUUCGUGAUUUCGAUGAACAUGAGGUUUUAUGGGCUUGGCUUGGUUUUGUAAAAACAUUGAAGGUACAUGAAUCUAAAAUAAUUCAGGCGGAUGAAGCUUUAUCUGAGAAAGAAAAAAAAGAUGAGAAAAAGCGUAAUGAAGAAAACAUGGAAAAGAUACUGAAAGAGCAACAAAAGGCGCAAAAAGAGGCCCUUGAGCAGCAGCAGAAAGAAUUGAAGGAACAUUAUGAUAACCUUGAUCAAGCGCGAGAGAAACAGUUACAGGAAGAAAGGGAAAAAUACCAGAAAUAUGUGAACGAAAAACUGGAAAAGGAAGAAGCGCAAAAAGAAGCUGCUCGAUUAAGAAAUGAACAAGAAGAAAAGAAGUCGAGGUGGCUACCUCGUAGAAUGUGGGAUGCUCUCUGGAACCAGUGAAAAGAAAUAUUGAACAGGUCAAUAUAGCCAUAGAGGUUUAGAAGUCUUAUAUACAACCUGUAAUGCAACCUACCGGAAGUAUGCUUCACCCUUUUGCUUGAUUAACUUCACCUCAGAAGUAGUGACUGUGUUUUUGACAAGAUGACUUUAGUAUAAAUCAUUUUGUAAUAAAUCUGUGUGUUUCUUCAAGUCUGAUCUUGACUUAGAAUAUUUAUUGUACAUUUGCUUUUACUGUUAUUGGUAUAUUUGUAUCUUUUGAUUUUCAAAUUUCAAAUUGAACAAUUAAAUAUCUUAACAGAACAAUUUCGAUGACAAUAAUCUUCGUAACAGUUGCUAUAACUAAUAUGAAAAAGCAAUUUGUUAUUUUUCACGUAAACAGUGUUUGAAUGCCACGUUGGUUUGAAAAUAAUAACAAUUUCGUAACGAACCAUAACGAACGCAGGAGCUGAAUAACUUUCAAACGAGGAAAUACAUCAACCAUUUGUGACAUGUAUCUUUAGAACCUAUUUCCAGAAAUGUUUGUUUCUUCAGUUGUCUUACCACUUUGCUGUUUUUCAAAUGCAAAUGAUAAAAGUAUUUGAUGACUUGAUCAUACAAAUAAUGAAACCGCUUAGCAAUGCAUAACUGCCAUCUUAAAAUACGGGAACUGUUUCAUCUUACUACACAUUUCUUUAUAGGUUACAUCCAGUAUAGUUUCAAACUAAUGUCUUUGAUUUUAUAUCUUGACAGAUUUAUAAUUUAUCAUAUUUCUGUUGACAUAGAUUCCUAAAACACAUUAAUAGAUGUAAUACAGGCAUAUGUAAUCAGAUAAAUAUAACUUAAAUUGAUAUUUUGUUGCAAGAAAAAUCUUCACUUUAAGAUUCAGAGUGAUACCUAACGGUAUUUUCUAAUUGUUACUUUUUAAUUUUAAGCAUAAUCGUUGGCAAAUGUAUCUUAUAUAUCUCUCAUAAAAUCGUUUCCAUAUGUGAUUUUGUAUUAUCCUCUGAAUUGUAACAAUGCAGGAAAAUUGAGCUGCUGAUAGAUAUCAAUGCUUGUAAGUACUUGAAGAAUAUCUGCUUGCGUCAAGAGUUGUAUUUCCUGCGAAACCAAACAUUAAAUGUCCGAAUUCAAUAACUGAAAUAACACUUUUAUAGAAUAAUAGCGGUUAUUUGGAAGGAAUUUUAAGUUCAAGACAGUAUGUAUUGUGUUUCUGUCUUUGCAAAUGUGAGUUUAUAUCCCUUUGUAAUGAAUCCACUUGUUCAAAUUAUUUUGUAGAAUAUCCUACAGUGAAAGUAGACUCAUCAAUUUGCGUUUAUGUAUGCAUCAAGGUAUUUUUGCAUUAUAUAUAUUCUAUUUGCACAUGCAUUAUUGAAUGAUUUUAGUUGUAAUUAUUUACAUGUACCUUACUUAAAAGUAUUUUGGUGUAAGCAAAUAUUGUAUUAUGUUUAAAUAUGAAGUUUUACUCUCUCCUAUAUGAAACCUAAGCUUAUGUACCCAAGUAUAAAAUGUCUAAAAAGUGCAAGAAAGCAUUAGUACAAUAACCAGAAAAUGUAUAUUUGUUAUAGUUAAAUAAGUACAUUUCUUCAAGAUGGUAAUAGAUAUGCGUGGAUGCCUCUGUGGUAAUGGGAGUAUCUUUGAAAUUAUUGUCCUGUAUUUAUUAUGUAUUACGGUGCCAGUAUGGAAGUACUAAAAUGUCUCGGUGAUGAGGUUUUCUUUGAUAUCAGUUUGCAAGUAGUUAUAUCAAUACAUUUUAAACACA
Messenger RNA from Mercenaria mercenaria, 3946 nucleotides. RefSeq names its product guanylate-binding protein 1-like. NCBI's taxonomy places the organism in Eukaryota, Metazoa, Mollusca, Bivalvia, Venerida, Veneridae. The transcript has 15 exons. The record is from RefSeq and is a predicted model, not a curated record. Bases 130 to 2208 code for a protein of 692 amino acids. Gene Ontology annotation, molecular function: GTP binding; GTPase activity.